Messenger RNA from Aspergillus caelatus, 489 nucleotides. RefSeq lists its product as uncharacterized. Lineage: Eukaryota; Fungi; Ascomycota; Eurotiomycetes; Eurotiales; Aspergillaceae. The transcript has a single exon. The coding region runs from base 1 to 489 and encodes 162 amino acids. The record is from RefSeq and is a predicted model, not a curated record.
AUGGAUUUCACCCCAAUUAUUUGGGGAGCUCCCAGCCUGCCCAUGAACAAGACUAUGGUUGCUGCUCACCCGGCCCUCACAUGGUACGCCACAUACGUGAUAGACUUAACCACAGCCUUCACGACCACCUCACCGUCGAAGUACUACUGCUCAUAUGCCACUCUAAUAAAUGCCGACCAGUCUACGAUCAAAGGCCCAGAUACUAUCUGCAAUCACUACAUGCAUGUGUACGGGCAAUUUGAGAAAUGUGUACAUGACCAUAUUCGUACCUUUGCAUUGAGCAAUGAUGAAUUCGGCACGCAUAUGUUGGUGGUCGAGAUGAUCAAUAACUUGCACCUGAAAGACGGUAAAGGGGUCGUGCCGCUUCCUCAAGCCUUUACGUAUGAGCUUUCGCCAGCGCAAGAGGGUGCCGGGACAUAUGGCUUGCAGAUCUGUAAGGAACGAUGCUAUUUUGAUAUGGGAUUACUACAACGGGCGGCGAACGCUUGA